UACAUCUCCUUCUAAUUCAUUCUUACUUCACAAGCAUACACAUUUUGUUGUAUCUCAUUACAUUAACAAAAGUAUCUGGUUUUUUAUUCAUCAUAUCAAAACAUAUAUCUUCUUGUUUAUAUCAUAUAAAUCAUCUUUGACCGGUUGAUGGCCACCAGAGUUAUCCCACCAAGAAUCCUAAGGAAACUCCGUUACAACACUGCCACAAAACCGUUCCAACCUGCCCUCACCUCGCCCGCUGUCGCUCCUGCGUCUAAUAUUUUAGACCAAAAACUGCCAUCAUCGGUAACAACCAUCCUCCCUCCCGACGCCAAUCUCGACUUCCACGACGUCGAAAAACUCUUUUCGCACGUCCCAACCAAAAAACUUCUCAAAUCAACUGCUGUCCUCCAUGCUACCGCGGUCGAGCCAAUGGUUGACCUCGGUACAUGGUUGUUGAGGUCUGAUCUCAUGCAGACCAAUAAUCCAUUAAGUAACCUUGCUAUGGCUACCACACGUGCCACUUUUUUCGAUCAUUUUUGUGCCGGAGAAGAUGCUAUCACCGCUGGAAAAAGUAUUGCCGGGUUGAAUGAAGCAGGUUUACGUGGAAUGCUGGUUUAUGGCGUUGAAGAUGCUCAUGAUAAUGCUGGCUGUGAUCGCAAUCUCAAAGGUUUUCUUCACACCGUUGAUGUCAGCAGAUCGCUUCCUCCAUCUUCGGUAAGCUUUGUGAUUGUGAAGAUUACUGCAAUAUGUCCAAUGAGUUUGCUUGAAAGAAUGAGUGAUUUGCUGAGAUGGCAGAAGAAAGACCCUUCUUUUGUUUUACCAUGGAAGCAAGAUUCAUUGCCAAUUUUCUCAGAGUCAAGUCCUUUGUACCAUACAAGGAAGAGACCAGAGCCAUUAACAGCAGAAGAAGAGAGUGAUCUUGAUCUUGCUAACAAGAGAUUCCUUGAGCUUUGUCAGAAAUGUGUGCAAGCCAAUAUUCCAUUAUUGGUUGAUGCAGAACAUACUUCAGUUCAACCUGCUAUUGAUUACUUUACAUACUCUUCAGCAAUUUUGCAUAACAAAGGUGAAAACCCUACUGUGUUUGGAACCAUUCAAACUUAUUUGAAAGACGCUAAGGAGAGAAUGUUGUUGGCAUCAAAGGCUGCUGAGAAAAUGGGGAUACCAAUGGGAUUUAAGUUGGUUAGAGGUGCUUAUAUGUCUAGUGAAAGAAAAUUGGCUGCUGAUUUGGGAUAUGCUUCACCAAUUCAUAACACUAUUAAGGAUACACAUAAGUGUUUCAAUGAUUGUUCAGAUUACAUGCUUGAGAAGAUUGCUAAUGGUCCUGGUGGAGUUGUUCUUGCAACUCAUAACAUUGAAUCAGGAAAAUUGGCUGCUGCAAAAGCACAUGAAUUAGGGAUUGGAAAGGUGAACCAUAAGAUGGAAUUUGCACAACUAUAUGGAAUGUCUGAGGCACUAUCCUUUGCUUUGAGCAAUGCAGGGUUUCAAGUUAGCAAGUACAUGCCAUUUGGACCUGUUGAGACUGUUAUGCCAUACCUCUUGAGAAGGGCUGAGGAGAAUAGAGGAGUGUUGGCUGCAUCAGGAUUUGACAGGCAACUCAUGAGGAAGGAGUUGGUCAGGAGAGUAAAAGCAACUGUGCUUUGAAUUUGUUGGAUGAGUUGAUGGGAUGUAAUAAUGUAGGCAACAGGAUUCACCAUUCUUUGUACAAAUUAGAGAGAAUCCUGUAAUUUGCUUAAGUUUUGUGCAUUCAAGUUAAUGAAAUGUGCAUUUGUCUUGAUGUGUAUUGAUCCACAUUUCCACUUGUUUGUACAUUAAUGCCAUUGAAUUUUUUAAGAAAUUGUUAUUCAUAAAGUGUCUUUUGUGUUUGA
This is a messenger RNA of Medicago truncatula (barrel medic), 1847 nucleotides long. Its product is annotated as proline dehydrogenase 2, mitochondrial. Gene Ontology annotation, cellular component: mitochondrion. Lineage: Eukaryota; Viridiplantae; Streptophyta; Magnoliopsida; Fabales; Fabaceae. The coding region runs from base 148 to 1623 and encodes 491 amino acids. The transcript is spliced from 4 exons. Gene Ontology annotation, molecular function: FAD binding; proline dehydrogenase activity. The record is from RefSeq and is a predicted model, not a curated record.